Messenger RNA from Choloepus didactylus (southern two-toed sloth), 1445 nucleotides. It is a transcript of the gene RNF151, whose product is annotated as ring finger protein 151. Gene Ontology annotation, cellular component: plasma membrane signaling receptor complex. Bases 141 to 896 code for a protein of 251 amino acids. The transcript is spliced from 3 exons. Gene Ontology annotation, biological process: regulation of canonical NF-kappaB signal transduction; tumor necrosis factor-mediated signaling pathway; protein K63-linked ubiquitination. The record is from RefSeq and is a predicted model, not a curated record. Gene Ontology annotation, molecular function: zinc ion binding. Lineage: Eukaryota; Metazoa; Chordata; Mammalia; Pilosa; Megalonychidae.
CCGGCCCUCAUGGGCAAGGGGUCCUGCCAGGGCUGUGGACCCCCUCAAAGUAGGGGCUCAUUCAGCCCCUCUCAGGGCUCCCAGGGGCCCCCUCCAGGUGUGGGGAGUGGGGGCUGGGGCCUGGGCCUGGCUGGGUUCUGAUGGUGGCCCGGCCUUUGCAGAGUGGAGGGUAUGACCUCAACCUCUUCGUCAGCCCUCCCGACUGCAACUUCCUAUGCUCCGUCUGCCACGGGGUCCUCAAGAGGCCAAUGAGGUUGCCGUGCAGCCACAUCUUCUGCAAGAAGUGCAUCCUCCGGUGGCUAGCCAGACAAAAGACCUGUCCAUGCUGUAGGAAUGAAGUAAAACAGAAAAGAAUGGUUCACGUGAAUAAGCUCCGGAAAACCAUUGGCCGCCUGGAAGUCAAGUGCAAGAACUCUGAGGCUGGCUGCUUGGUGACGUGCCCCCUAGCCCAUCGCAAGGGACAUCAGGACUCGUGUCCAUUUGAGCCAACAGCCUGCCCCAAUGAGGGCUGCUUGGUUCGCGUGCCGCGGGGGGCCCUGGCUGAGCACGGAGAGCACUGCCAGCAUGGUGCCCAGUGGCGCUGCCCCAUGGGCUGCGGGGCCACCCUGCACCCAGCCGAUCAGGAGCAGCACAACUGCUACCGUGAGCUGCGGGAGGCCUGGGGCCAGCGCCAGGAGCAGAGCCGGGCCCUGCUGACGCGCCUGUUGAAGCGCAUGCGUCGGGUGCACCAUACCACCAACCUCAUCCGCCGGCAGCUGGCCCAGCUGGGCAACUUCCUGGAGGAGGACAGCACCCUGUUCAUGGGCACCCCAGAGGAGGAAGCCGAGACCGAGGCCGCCCUCGAAGGCAGCAGCGGAGAUGGGGUGUGGGGGGCCCGGGGCCCAGAUAUCUUGUAAACAGAGGAAUAAAUAAACGGGGAGCCCAGGCCUGCCCCACCUCUGGCCUCAUGCCGGGUCCGAGCUUGCUGCCCCUGCCUACCUUUCCCAGAGCUCCUCCCUUCACCCGGCACGAACCCUUUGGCCCUUCUCCCUUGAACUCUUAAGGUCUUCCCAGCAAUGAGUCUUUGAGCCUUUCCUCUGGCUCUUUCCCAGCUUGGAAGGCUCUUCCCUGCUCUUGGAAGCUGGUAGCACCUGAACUCAGAGUAAGAGGCAACUCCUCACAGUGGCACGCAAAGAACACCGUUAUCUCUAACCUACUUCCUUUACACUCUCCUCCUGCCCCAGGGCCUUUGCACUGGCCGUUCCUCAGCCUGGAGCACUGUGCCCCCAGAUAAGGCAAGGUUCCCUGCGGCGCCUCAGGUUUUCACUCAGGUGUCACCUUAAUGAAGCCACCUCUGCCACCUGCGCACCCCCGGCCCGGAUCUACUUUCCACAGCACUUGCCACUGCAUUAUUAUUCCUUGCCAAGAGCCGAGCCGCACCCGGCUACAAUGCGACCUACGCUAGG